Molecule: messenger RNA, 3176 nt
Organism: Linepithema humile (Argentine ant)
Lineage: Eukaryota; Metazoa; Arthropoda; Insecta; Hymenoptera; Formicidae
Source: RefSeq, a predicted model, not a curated record
UACCCCCACCACUUGACCCACCUGGUCGAACCACCACCUGACUGGAUCCCACCGAAUAUCUGCGGGUCUCACUUAACACGUUCGGCACGACGCUUGCUCCACGCCUGAGAGGCUUUCAACAACGAGAAGAGCGAAUCUACGGAUCGAUGAUAGAUAUGCUAAUUGUUUUUUUUCACUUAUGAAUGAGUUAAAAAUGCUUAUAACUUGAGACAGAAACAAUAUAAAAGCAUAGAUAAUACUUAAGACUUAGAAUGCGAUAAUCCACAUUUGUGGAUUACUUAUUUUUAAUAGUGCUCAAUUUUUUAAUCAUCGCGGGAAAAUGCCAGCUGUAUUUGUGUUUUGAUGUACAAAUGAUGCGAAAGGCACGGUUAUUUACUUGAGCGUUCGAUAGGUUAGGUAAAGCAAUUUGUAAGCGUAUUUCCAAUCGUAUUGCGACAGAUGUUCAAAAUUUUACAAAAUAAGAUCAAAUCAUAAAAAUUCUCAUUAUCUAGCUUCAAACUAAUUUACAUAGCAAUGUAAUAAAUAACCAAGAAAGAGACGAUAAACCAUCCAAGGAAUCGAAUAUAUGAAAUUACUACUUACUUGUAGUUUUCUAUUUUAAUUCCGAAUUUGAAUUUGCCGAAAGAUGGUAUUUGAGAUAUUUUGUAUAAAAAAAACUUUCUACAUGUGACAUAUUACAAGAACCUAAAAGCGUUCUGCAACCGUUACGUCGUUGGAGCCCAUUGCUUGGCAACCGGAAAUAUCAACAGAAGCAACUAUUCCACGCCGUACAUCUGCCUCAGUUACGCGGGGUGGCAGAUGUCUCUCUCAGAUGUCGGCGUUUAAUGUCAUCGAGGAUUGUAACUGGAGUGUUGCUCGCCCCUGCAUGGAUCUCCGUGAUCGACGACACCGAUCACGAAGACGCCGACGUCUUCCGCAAAACUGACAGCUCCUCCUUAAAACUACCUCUUAUGAAUCUGUCGUAAAAAAAUAAGCAUCAUCAACGAACAGAAUCGCCAAAGAUCAGACUUCAAAAUGAUGGGUAGACCAGGCACAAUGGCUCAGGACGAGCUGGAGAUGGAGACCAUGGCAGAGGCCGAGCUCUCGAGGCUGAAGAGGCAGUACAGGAUCAUGGAGAAUGAUCGGGCGGCAUGUGCGGAGGACGCGAGAUUACAGCUACACAAUCAGCAAAACAUGAUCGAUCGUCUGGAAUACGAGAAGGCCGAGCUCGUACUGGCGAUCAAAACCGCGAGAUCGAAAGCAUUCACGCGCAAAGACGACGAGAUGGAUAAAAAGCUGAGGUGUCUACUAGCGAAGCGCGCCAAGUACAUCGAAUUAAUAGAACACGAGAAGCAACAGAUAGCCGAGCUCGACGAGCAGAUCGGCAAGCUUUCGAAGGAAGUUACGAGUCUGAAGAUGAAAGUGUGCACGGACACGCAGUCGCGGGAGAUAGCGGUGCGGCACAGCAAGACGAUACAGAUGUUGGAGAACCGAGUGGAGGUAGCCACGAAGAGGUUCAACCUGGUGAUAGCGGAGAAUACCAAGCUGCGCACCGAGAUUGAAACUCUGCUGAAGGAACGGUCGCAGUUCACACUGCUGUGGAACAAGCUGAUUGGUCAGCUGAACACCGGCAAGCAGGUCAUCAACGACCUCAUCGAGCAGGCGACGAUCACGUUUAAUCAGCGCGACGAAGAGCUCAACAAAAUCCAGGCGCUUCGUGAAAGAGGAAUAAGGGACUUGAAGAACCACACGUCAGAGAUGUGCGAGCUAAGGAGAACGUUGGAUAACGAGAUGAAACUGCAAGAGUUCCUCGGUGUGAAAGGACAGUUCCGCGAAAUGACUGAUCUAAAUGCAAAGAAAGAGGCCGAAAGGCAAACUAAGCGAGAAGAGAAGCAGAACAAAAUAGCAGCCUUAACGCAGAUCUUGCAGACAAUCAAGAAAUUCUCUGGCGAGCAAGAAAUCGACAAGCUCACCGCCCACUUUAUCAAGCAAGAGGAGGAGAAUUUCGCGCUCUUCAAUUACGUGAACGAGCUGAACGACGAACUAGAGAGUCUUCAGGCGAGGAUGGAGCAGUUGACGGCUGCUAUUGAUAAAGCACGUGCUUUGAACGUGCAUCGCGACGAGCAGCAGGCCCAGACCUUGGAGAAAAUCACCAAACAAUUGGAAGAACAAACCGCGGUAGCAGACACUGCUGAAGAAGAUCUCGCACAGUGCCACGACGUGAUGGACAAACUAUUGCAGGGGAUCGAUAGUCUCUUCAAGGCGACACGGUGCGACAAUUCGCCGAUUUUAGAAUUGUUGGGCGACAACACUCAAGUGACCAUGAGCAACGUCAUGCUCUAUUUGGGCAUUAUCGAGAAACAAAUCACCGAGAUGUUCCACAAGGUUUACUGGGUGAACAAGGCUAGCAAAGCUCCACAAUUGCGGGUGGACGAGGAGAAGAAGCCCAGGCUGAAAGUACCCGCUCUUACGCGCAUCGCGCCCACCCAACCUUGCGCCCUGUGAGUUCCAUUGCUCCUUUUCCUACAAUCCUUCAUUCUUGACCCGAAUCUUUUCGAACUAUUGAUGAGUAUUCUCGAGAUCCGCAUUUGCACUGAACGUGGCAAUCUAGUUCUCGUUUUAUACUUAAAAUAAUUCAAUCCUUUCAAGAUGAUAAGUAAAAACAGACAUUUCUAGAUGAUAUGAUAACAGUGAACAGAAUCGUAACUAAAAUAUAGAUAGAUUUAUUAAACAAACACAUUUGGCGCUAAAUGCACGUCGAGAAUACGAGCAAUGCCAGCUUCCGAUUACUUUAACAUCUCGCUCGGGUGCAGCUGCGUGGAACAAGAGCAGAUGCAAAUCGUUAAAGAGGGCCUGGACGUACCGUUGACACAUAUCGACGCCGUGCAAAAGUUGCAGCAAAGACUCCAGGACGAUUACUCGGAGCUGCUUCAUAACGUAUCCAUCUGUCACUUACCGGCGGCUAGGAAGAUUAUACAAAAACGUUAUCAAUGAAGGGAAUUAACGACAGUGCGUUUCCUUCGCGGAUUUGCGGUCUGACCUCUCUUUAAUGCCACAAUGAUGUUCAUGAGAUCUACGAUUUAUCUUACAAACCAAUGAUCAGAUCAAACUCAGUAGCUAGAGAGAAAAACAAUAAACAGUAAUAGCAUAGAUAAAUGAUAAAGAAACUUAUUUCAUUUGAAUUUAUUAUGUAUUUU